This is a messenger RNA of Ornithorhynchus anatinus (platypus), 1477 nucleotides long. RefSeq names its product cardiotrophin like cytokine factor 1 (gene CLCF1). The transcript has 3 exons. Lineage: Eukaryota; Metazoa; Chordata; Mammalia; Monotremata; Ornithorhynchidae. The record is from RefSeq and is a predicted model, not a curated record. The coding region runs from base 1 to 834 and encodes 277 amino acids.
AUGCCCCCGGCGGCCGGAGAACCGGCAGCGCCGCCCCGAACCCCUCCACUAACCCGACCCCAUGCGUGUGGGCCCCAUCUCCCCGCCCCUCGUCCCGGCCCCCCUUCCCAACCGCCGCGCCCUGAUGCUUGGUGUUUGCCACUCGCCCGCUCGCCCGCAGGGGACUCGUGGGGGUUGCUGGCCUGCCUGUGUGCGGUGCUGUGUCACCUUCCGGCCGUGCCCGCCCUGAACCGCACUGGAGCUGCGGGGCCCGGCCCGUCCAUCCAGAAAACCUACGACCUCACUCGCUACCUGGAGCACCAGCUUCGCAGCCUGGCCGGCACCUACUUGAACUACCUGGGCCCCCCGUUCAACGAGCCCGACUUCAACCCCCCGCGGCUGGGGGCGGACGCGCUGCCCAGCGCCACAGUGAACUUUGAUGUCUGGCGCAGCCUGAACGACCGCCUCCGCCUGGCCCAGAACUACCAGGCCUACAGCCGGCUGCUCUGCUACCUGCGCGGGCUGGACCGCCACGCCUCCGCCUCCUCCACCGGAGACCUGCGCCACAGCCUCGCCCACUUCUGCACCAGCCUGCAGGGCCUACUGGGCAGCAUCGCCGGCGUCAUGGCCGCCCUGGGCUACCCCUUGCCCCCGCCGGCCCGGCCCGGCGCCGCUCCCGAGCCCGCCUGGGCCCCCGGCCCCGCUCCCAGCGACUUCCUGCGCAAGAUGGACGACUUCUGGCUCUUUAAGGAGCUGCAGACAUGGCUCUGGCGUUCGGCCAAGGACUUCAACAGGCUCAAGAAGAAGAUGCAGCCGCCGGCCGUGACCCUACACCUGGAGGCCCGCGGCUUUUGACCGCUGACCUCUGACCUGUGACCAGGGUGCCAGCCCCAGGCUGAGGAAGUGUUGCAAUAAGGGGAAAUGAUGUGGGAGGGCCCCCCUCGUCCCGGGGGCUCCGUCCUGCGGGCCCCAGCCAACGGCCCCCCCGGGACUCCCUCCCACUCCGUCCUCCAGGCGACCCCCUCUCCUCGCCACAGCCCACGGACCCCCCCCCCCCGCCCCCUCCCCAACAUCACACCCUGGGAAGUAAAAUGGUCAUGUGGGAUCUGGGAGUCCCUGACCCCCUCCCCCCGAAGGAGGGCCUUCUUGGGAAGGUCCCACUCUUCUGGAAGAGACCCUCCCUCUCCCGCCUUCCCUACCCAUAAAAUCAGCUGGGGGAGGCCAAAGCAGCAAAAGACGGGAAUGAAGCCCAGGACGUAGAAUCCAAGCAGGAAGAAGCAGGGAUAUAACCGGAAGAGGCGGGUAUAUGAUAGGAAAAGGCACCGGAUCGAACCCAGAGAGGAACUGGACCGAAUUGGACGCGAUGGGGUUAUAACGGGAAGUGGCUGGGAGGAAAUUGGAAGUGGAGGGAUUAGAACAGGAAAUAGUCGGGCUGUAACGGGAAAAGGCGGGAAUGCCACCUCAAACGUUACAGUGGGGAUUGAACUGUUGAAAGGAA